Astyanax mexicanus (Mexican tetra) is the source of this 4118-nucleotide messenger RNA. RefSeq names its product leukemia NUP98 fusion partner 1 (gene lnp1). The record is from RefSeq and is a predicted model, not a curated record. Bases 1370 to 2047 code for a protein of 225 amino acids. NCBI's taxonomy places the organism in Eukaryota, Metazoa, Chordata, Actinopteri, Characiformes, Acestrorhamphidae. The transcript is spliced from 4 exons.
GCGCUUGUGUGCACUCAUCUUGUUAAUACAAUAUUUCCGACACAACUUAAAGGCAGCAUAAAUACCUCUCACAGGACCAGACUAAAUGACACAUUUAUGUGACCCAGAGUUCAUAUAGUCUACCACUUCAGCAUGACACACAACAGGUGCUCCAUUUUACACACGUCUCUGCAUACUCUGCUGCCCUCUGGGAUGGUGGUAUGAACAACUGGAGCAGGACAGUAGACAGAGCUGCAGGGAGGCUGCCGUGUGCCCCAGAUUGCUUUUUUAUGAAGGGAGGUUUGUCAUUUUCUCCAAAACAGGGUCAGCCCAAAAUACACCAGCUACAAAGAAAAAAAGCUUCUAAUGCCAGUAUCAGCUGGUAGGAGUCAGCACACUUUACAGAACCAUCCUCCUAGUCCUGCUUCUAAAAAGUGUUUAAUGGUACUUGCUAGGAAUUCAUUGAGAUAUCAGAUAUCAUUAUUUGCUAUGUAGCCUAUGGUAUGACCCAGUUGUGUGACUGUAAUGUACAGUAAAAGGCUUUAACAGUACUAGCAGUAUAGUACUACUGUGUGUUUACAGUUGUGGCAGAAUGAGUGAUGCCAUAAGAUACCCUACACAAACUGGUCUUCACUGCUGGGGUCCAUAAUUAUUGGCAGGUUUCAUGUGCUCAACCAGUGGAAAGAAUGGGAAAAUUAGUGUUUCUGUGUGUGUGUGACUGUAUAUGUGUGUGUUGUAUGUGUGGGCGUGAACGGGCCCUCUAGGCCUGAGGUCUGUAAUGGAAAGAUUUUAAAAGCAGACCACCCCCCCCACCAGCACCACCACUGCCUACAUACAAACACAAUACCAACACAUAUACCCCGCCCAUUCAGAUUCUUUCAUCCACACAUCAGUAGACCCCCCCUCCCUUUCCCCACCACAUACCCACUCUCUCUCUCCCUCCCUCCUAUCCUAUGAUAGUCCUACAUCUCUCUCCCUCUCCCAUAACCCCCUCCCUCCUGCUCUGAUGCUAAACAGAUUACAGGGGAUUCGCUUAUUUAAAGACUUGGACAAGAACUGUGCAAGUGUGUGUUUGUGUAUUUUCGGACCAGCUUACACACUGAGCUCACCUAACCAACUCUGGGGAUCUAAUUACAGCAUCUCGCCCUGCCCUGUCUGGUCCAUCCUCAUCCUAGGUCUGGUCCAUCCUUUCCAGAGCCCAGAGAGAGUGCCACAGCUCAUCCAUUCAGGUUCUGGUCAAUCCAGCAUCAGACAGGUUCAGCUAUUCGAUUCGGAUUACCCUGGCCAGCAGCAGGCCAGUUUUUUUUCCUCCCACAGGUCAGGAGCCCCUUAGGGAGCUCCACACACACCAGCCUUCAAGCUGUCUUUGCGGCUCCUGCCCGCCAUCAUCAUGGACAAUGAUGAGGAUGAUGAUGGGAACUUCACCAAGUGGAUGAGCAGCUACUGGGGACACGGAGCUGGGGAGGAGUCGGCCAAAGAGAGGAAGAGGAGCUUCCGCAGGCCUGCUCGCAACACUGCUGACCGCCGCGCCUCUUUGCCCUGCAUGGUAGGGAGCCAGCGACACCAGGGGGAAGAGUCACAGCUGGAAAACAUGAGGGUGAAGCAGCUCCAUGCUGCCACCAUGCCUCCAGCACCUGUCCACCCAAAGAACCGUGAGGAGAAAGAGGUGCAACCUCACCCUCACGCUCGCCGUGUCUCCUCAGAUGAAAGCAGCCGGACAAAAGCAGGACCAGAGAGCCGCAUUAGCACCAUCCCUGAGCUGGCCGAGUCAUUUGAGAGAAUGUUGCGCUUCCGAAAACAGAAGGUCAUGUCUCUGAGUGAUGCAGACAGUGUCUGUUUAAUCUGCCAUGAAGAAAUGUGCAAUGGAGGAGGUGGGAUAGGAGGAGCAUUCGAACUUCACUGCUCCCAUCGUUUUCACAAAGAGGCGAGGAGGUCAGACCCGGGUGGUCGUCCACGCAGCGGGAGUUCCACUGGUGUGUGUGAUCGCAGGAAGGAGGUGCCAUUCUGCUCUGGACAAGAAGAGUACCGUAUUCCCCGUCGAAAACUCUCCCUACGCAGACAACGCUGAUACACCUCCAUCGGAAGACUGUGAAUACCCAGAACAUGUACAUACCACAAUUUAGUGAAAAUCCAUUAAACAGAGGAAGUGAUGUGUUGAACUUGCUUGAUUCAUUUCUAGUAUGUCACAUCCUUUGACUUUUUUUCUUUGUGUUUAUUUUUGGAUAGAAUUGGGGAUUGACUGAAUAUAUUUUAUAUAUAUUUUCAUGUGGAAAUGAAUCAAGUAAUUGCAAUGCAUUACUUUUCUCAGUGUAUUAUACCAUUUUAAUUAGUAAAAAAGUUCUAGUCCUUUUCAUCCAUGGAAUUAUUUUUCCUUUGCACCUCUUUAAGGGGCUAAGUUAUCUAAAUCUUUUUGUACAAUUUCAUUUUAAUAAAAAUAUUUCUCUCUCAUAUGUGAAACUGCCUCAACAGUAGUGUUCUAUACGCCAUAAUAAACUAUUUUUGUACAAUAUGAUUGUCAUUUUAAGACAUUAAAUUUCCAUUAAUGAUACUCAUUAUAAAUAUACAUUAAUGUAUUACUUAAAAAAAUAGUUGACUUUUAAUUACCCAAAAUAUGUAGACAUUGCAAUUAUAAUAUAAAAAUGUUUACAUAUCCUAAUAUAUAAAUUCAACCACUGUUUUUAAACAAAUUCAACAUAGAAGGUUUAUGGCUAAGUAUGUAGAUAAGUACAAUGGGCAAUAUUAAGGUCAGCAAAAGGGGUCAGACAUAAGGGGUCAGUGCAGAAAUGAGAUGACAUCAGCAUGAACAUGCUGGAAAUUAGCUGGUGGCUGCUGGAUGUCUAGUCACCGUAGCACAAAAUCAAUGCUUGUCCAAUUGCUUUUUUAUCACAAUGUGAGAAGAAGAUUUUUAACAUUUUACUUCUAGCAAAUUUUCACACAAUGUCAGUGAACCACAUGAAUGUCUUUAAGAACUUUUUUUAAGAACUGGUAUGAAAUGCAGACAACACAUUUGAAAUAACUGACUGUGACACAUACUGACCUGUCUUAUCAGGCAUUUUCACAGAAUUGACAAUCACAUACAUAACCCUGACCCAGAAACUCACCCAAGACCACUAAAGUCAGAAUGCUGAAGAUCAGAAAACUGGGAAAUACAGGGGUUGGACAAUGAAACUGAAACACCUGUCAUUUUAGUGUGUGAGGUUUCAUGGCUAAAUUGGAGCAGCCUGGUGGCCAAUCUUCAUUAAUUGCACAUUGCACCAGUAAGAACAGAGUGUGAAGGUUCAAUUAGCAGGGUGAGAGCACAGUUUUGCUCAAAAUAUUGCAAUGCACACAACAUUAUGGGUAACAUACCCAAAAGAUUUCAAAUAGUUCAAAGGAAGACAAAUUGUUGGUGCAUGUCUUGCUGGCGCAUCUGUGACCAAGACAGAAAGUCUUUGUGAUGUAUCAAGAGCCACGGUAUCCAGGGUAAUGUAAGCAUACCACCAAGAAGGAUGAACCACAUACAACAGGAUUAACUGUGGACGCAAGAGGAAUCUGUCUGAAAGGGAUGUUUGGGUGCUAACCUGGAUUGUAUCCAAAAAACAUUAAACCACGGCUGCCCAAAUCAAGGCAGAAUUCAACGUGCACCUCUACUCUCCUGUUUCCACCAGAACUGUCUGUCGGGACAAUAAAUUAUUGUAUUAUUAUUAUUAUAGGUGUUUCAGUUUCAUUGGUCAACCCCUGUAGAAAAAAAGAACAAGAAAUACAGCUUAACAAAGCUGAAGUGGUUAUAUUUACCCACUUUAUCGGAAAACCUACCCAUUACUUUUAUUUACUUGCUACUUCACUUAAUACACAUUGCCAUGGGAGAUGAGAAUAAGACCAUGUCAAUGAAACCAUGGAAUGUCCCUUUCAUUUGGCACACACUAACCAGUCCUUACUCGAACUCUGUUAAUUGGCUUCAUCUUACAAGAUAACACCCCACAACUUAUACAGCUGUAGGUGUUUCCAUACUGUAACACUUCAGGCCUUGAUGUGACUAGCAAGUAUCUAGCAUUAGGAAUAGUCCAGUUCUAUUACAAAGAUUAUGUCCUUUUACAUGUGUCAACAUUUUGUAUGUCAUUAUUGUGUAGAGCCUGGACAAAUCAUAACUCAGCGUCCUC